Messenger RNA from Aspergillus heteromorphus CBS 117.55, 2119 nucleotides. Its product is annotated as putative MFS multidrug transporter. The coding region runs from base 94 to 1767 and encodes 557 amino acids. The transcript is spliced from 6 exons. NCBI's taxonomy places the organism in Eukaryota, Fungi, Ascomycota, Eurotiomycetes, Eurotiales, Aspergillaceae. Gene Ontology annotation, biological process: transmembrane transport. Gene Ontology annotation, molecular function: transmembrane transporter activity. The record is from RefSeq and is a predicted model, not a curated record.
AUGGCCGGAAUCCCGCCAGAUAGAGAGCAGGGGCCAGGGCGUUGAACGAGCUUCAGAUUCGGACUCAUAGCACGCGCACACAGCACAGCAGUCAUGGCGGAAAAGCAAACCUCCAAUGCUCGGAUCACCGAUGGGGAACCGCCAGACCCCGACUAUAGCUGGGGCAAGGAAGCCAGGCCCUCGACCAACCCAACGGAUCCGAUUGCCCAAGAAGGCAAUGGUUUCAGGCUCACCCAGGUGACGCAAGACCAAGUGCUUGUCGACUUUGAUCAAGGCUCUCCCCACAAUCCAAACAAUUGGUCGUUUGGCAAGAAACUAUACACUGUCCUAAGUGCCCUGUCCCUCGUCCUGAACUCCGGGAUAUCCUCAUCCCUGCCCAGCAACAUCGUGCCCGCGAUGAUGCGCGAAUUCCAUGUCACCGGAGACUCUGAGCAGGUGCUCCCGACCGCCAUGUUUCUGAUCGGAUACGUGGUCGGCCCUCUCGUCCUCAGCCCUCUCAGCGAGACUAUCGGCCGCAAACCCGUGCUGCUAUGGACAUUCACGGUGUUCGUGCUGGCGACGCUGGCCUGUGCCUUGGCCCCGGACUGGCCGGCGAUGUUGAUCUUUCGGUUCAUCUGCGGCACCAUGGGGGCGGCCCCCCAGACGGUAGUCGGCGGCGUCUACGCGGACAUGUUCUCGACGCCGCGCAUCCGCGGCCGGGUGAUGACCUUUUAUAUGUCGGCGGCCAGCUUCGGCCCGAUCCUGGGCCCGAUUAUCUCCGGGUGCAGCGCCCAGUAUGGCUGGCGAUGGACCUUCCGCAUCGACCUCAUCCUGACGGUCUGUAGCUGGGUCGGUGCCCUUUUAUUGCCAGAAACCUUUGGGCGCGUGAUCCUUCGGAAGCAGGCGAUGAAGUGGAACAAGCAGUCGGCCAGCGACAUAUAUGUUUCGCAGCGGGACGUCCACAGUGUCACCGUCAAGAGCAGUCGGAUGGAGAAUCUGACGCGGCCCAUCACCAUGCUUCUCUUCGAGCCCAUCAUCCUGUUCAGCGCCAUCUACAUAUCCCUGGCAUACAGCCUGAUCUUCUUCUGCUUCCAGGCGUACCCCAUCAUCUUUGAAGACACCUAUGGUUUCAGCGUCAAGGAAACGUCCUUGUGCUACAUCCCCAGUAGGAUCUUUAUUCUUUAUUCCCCCCCUUCCCUUCCUUCCCGUGACGAUCGACUAACGUGUGCAGUCGGGAUUGGCGCGGUGUCCUCGGGGUUCUUCUCGCUGUACUACGACAUCAUCUACGAGCGAGCCAAAGCCCAAGGCCGGCGCUGGACGCAGGUCCCCGAGUUCCAGCGCCUGCCGCUCGCCUGCGUGGGCGGGCCGUGCCUGACCAUCAGCCUGUUCUGGCUGGCCUGGGCAGCGCGCCCGCAGAUCUCCUGGGUGGUGCCGGUGCUGUCGGGGCUGUUGUUCGGGUUCGGGUACCAGAUCAUCUUCAUCUCGCUGCUGACGUACGUGACGGACGCGUACCGGAUCUACUCCGCGAGCGCGCUGUCGGCGUCGCUAAUCCUGCGCAGCAUCCUGGGGGCGCUCUUCCCACUGGCGGCCGACCCGAUGUAUGCCAGCCUUGGGGUGGGAUGGGGCACGUCGGUGCUGGGGUUCGCCAGUGUAGCGUGCCUCCCGAUUCCCCUGGUGUUUCUGUACGCGGGCGGCUGGAUCCGAAAGAAGAGUCCCUUCUGUCAACGACUCCUGCGGGCGGAGGGGGGAGGAGCCAAGGAGGGCCAGCCAGAAGGAGAGGGGGUGUGAGUGGGACAAAAGUCAUGGAUAGUCAUACAGGCUGUGGUGCGAGGAUGCACCAGCUGGGGGCUGUUCUUUCUCUCUUCAUUUCUACGUCUUUUUCUCGUCCCUGACAGCAUCUGAGCGUGAGCGCCAUCUCCCAUAGACGUCCAGUUUCCCACACCUAAUCAAGCAUCCCUGAUUGACACCAGGGGCGUCUUGCCAUUCACUGAAGAGACAACCACCUUCGCUUCUCCUCUCUCUCCCUCUCUCUUUCUCUACUUCGCCUCCUCCACUUCACUCCAAUCUCUUCCAGUCUCCCCCACUCACAAGUAUUUCAACUGCACUUCGUCCUUGUCUUCCACCAUGAAACUCCUCAUCC